Molecule: messenger RNA, 876 nt
Organism: Dermacentor andersoni
Lineage: Eukaryota; Metazoa; Arthropoda; Arachnida; Ixodida; Ixodidae
Product: juvenile hormone acid O-methyltransferase-like
Molecular function (GO): S-adenosylmethionine-dependent methyltransferase activity
Source: RefSeq, a predicted model, not a curated record
AUGUCAGAACCUGUUGUCAAUGUCCAAGGUCGCGCCUGCAACGUCAUCACUUUCACGCCCCAGCAAUAUGAAGGAGACAAGCGCCUGCCCAGGGAACACACCAGGUGGAUGCUUGGCUUUUGCCAGAAGGUGUUCCGGCGCGAACCGGACGAGACGCAGCAGUUCCUGGACGUUGGCUGCGGUAUCGGAGACCUGACGCGAGAGGAGCUGCUUCCUCGAUGCCUGCCGUGCCGGCGCAUCGUCGCCGUCGACUUGUCGGCCGAAAUGGUGGACCACGCCGCUCGACACUAUCACCACGACAAGCUGCAGUUCCGGAAGUUAGACAUCGAGAGCGAUGAGGACGUGGCCGAGUUCAUCGACGAGCACGGUCUCUUCGACAGGGUGUACUCGUUCCACGCUAUCACCUGGGUGCGAGACCAAGCUAAGGCGCUGAAGAACGUGGCCAGGCUUUUGAAGCCUCGCGGCGAGUGCCUUCUGCUUUUCCACGCGUCCUUGCGGUCAUUCGACGUGAACCAUGAGCUGCUUAAAAUGGAGCGUUGGAGCAAGUAUUCUCACUUGGUCAACCAGAUUGUACUGAAGACGCAAGACAUGAACGGCGACGAGCGCAUUGAAUACAUGUCCAGGAUCCUGGCAGAAGCUGGACUCUCACCGAGCAUUAUAGAGCUUCCAGUGUGCACGUUUUUUGACAACAUGAGCAUCGAAAGCGUGGCUGAGAGUUAUGCCUUGUUGAUUCCGUUGGCAAUGGUAGUGUCCCAGAACGAGAAACCGCAGCUACUCGCAGACGUUGCGCAGGAGACGAUGAAAAUGCACCAUCCGGACAUCGACCGCACUCGCUACAGAAUGUACGUCAUCAAGGCGUCGAAAAUGAACAAAUAG